Messenger RNA from Cuscuta epithymum, 2520 nucleotides. The record is from the annotation of a GenBank genome assembly. NCBI's taxonomy places the organism in Eukaryota, Viridiplantae, Streptophyta, Magnoliopsida, Solanales, Convolvulaceae.
ACAGCUUCUAACCCUCUUUUCUUUCAAUAUCCUCUGACUUCUCUCCCACGCACCUGCCGUGUGUCUGCAAGCUUUGGUCCUUCAAUGGAAGGGAAGAGAAGAAUCGAAGUGACCGGCUCAGGCAAAUGGUAUACCUUGGCUUGGGAUGAGAUCACAAGUACCUGGGCUCAUGUUGAACGAAGAAGCGCACAAGGUGAUAAAUGGAAGGAAGUGGAUCCUGAUUUGAAGCAGCUGGGCCGAGCUCUGGCAGAUCAGUUUCCGGAUCCACCCGAAGACACUGUUAAAACUUUUAUCAAUGGAUAUGGACAUGUGUUGGACUUCGUGCCGGUGAGCCACUUUCUUCUUCAUCUUUCGUGUUGACAUUUUGUUUGAUGAUGCGCUUGCUGAAUCAGGCAAAAUCGCCGAUCGAACCGGAGCCAUGGUGCUUGGGGUGGGCACCUCCAGGCACUCGCAGUAGACCAAGGAUGACUAAGAAAAAUUUGGAAGCAGAACGCACAAGGCCUAAUAAGAUGGGGGUGCCUGAUCCUGCGGCCUACGCUAACAAAUACUUCCUCUGUAACUUUAAAAUUCACUUUUCAAAAGUAGGUAGAUUAAGAAUAGGUAGAUUAAGAAUAAUGAAAGAUGAUAUGAAUUAUUGAGAGUAUGAUGGGAAAAUAGUGAAAUAAUGUGGUGGAAUGUAGGAUAAAUCCAAAAAAAAUAGUUGUAAUAGUGUAAUAUUUUAAGAAUUAUUGAAGGUAUGAUGGGAAGAUUUAGAAAUGAGAAGAUUUUUUUGUUACGGACGAAAAGGGAAAGUGGGAAUAUUUUUAAGUUACGGAGGGAGUACAUACCAAGAGCACCAACUUUUUCACCUACCUUCCCAACAGCAGUUUCACCACCCUAGCUCAGAGCCGUGCCUUAUGUAAGGCUGGAGAGGCUUGGGCCUCAAGGCCCCCAAAAAUUGUAAAAAUUAGGGGCCCAAAAUUUAUAUAUAUUAGUAUUAUACAUAUGUAUUUUCUAGUUAUUUUUUAUUUCCCCAUUGGGCAGUAGAAACAAAAACUAAUUCCACUUCUAUUUCUAGGCUUCUAGGCUCCAAGUUCUAUAGUUAAUUCUAUUGGUCUAUGUUUUUUAUUUGCUUAUUUAGUUAUUUGUUUGUAUGUUUAGAAAUUUUCUAACUUUAUAUUGAUUUGCUAAUGUGAUGUAUAAGUAAUUUGUCAUGUGUGAAUGCCAAAUGGGCUAAUUUGUAAAUACUACUAGUAGUUGAUUCUUGCAUGUUUUUUAUUUUUUAGUGUUAUCAAUAUUGCAAUUAUGGAAUUCUCAAUUCACAAUUAAUUAAGUUAAGUACUUUCAAUUUUAUAGAGAGAAUUACUAAUAUACUAGUAUAUUGUUAAGGAUUCGAUUAAAUUGUGUAUUUAUUUAUGUUUAGUGUCAUACCUCCCAAAUCUUUGUCUCGAUUUCAAAAGAGGAAAAGAAAAUCACAUAUUGAAUCAUUAACUCAAUGGAAAACUGUCAAAUAGGUACUCGAACUUUCAUAAAAAAGUCAAUUAAGUCCUUCUAUAGGAGACUCUGUCCGGUCGUCGCGAUUUGGGGCGGUUCCCGGUGGAAUUUUUUGAUGAAUUUUUUUGAGCAUCUUAUUCACCAAGUCUAAUUUACUUAUACCAAAUUUCAGCUAAAAAUUCAUCGGGAGCACAUUCAAAUUAAUUUGAGAACGCAAAAAUGCGCAGUUAUUUUCAAGAAUUAUUUCGAAAUAAUUAAGUAUUUACGAUUAAAAUAACUAUACAAUUAUUCCAGACUUAAGACCAUACAAUUCUGGCAGGUUUUGAUUUAACAAGCUUCAACUUCAAGUAAGGUCGUUAACGACCUUCACUAUAAUAUUAAUCAAUCAAUCUACUCAUAACAAAAGGUAUGAGUAUAGUUUCAAUUGUAAAAUCCAAAAAUAAUAGGAUUCUGCACUAAGAAACUGAUUUUUUCACUUGUCAAAUCCUUGAUUUAUAUAAUUGUACAAAAUCGUAAUAGAAUUAUACAAUAUUGUAUACAAUUGAAGUAAAAAUUAACAAAAUCGUCGUGAUUUUUUAGCGUGAAAGUGUUUCAAAUUUAUUAAAAUUAAUUAUGGGAAUUUUAAUACAAAUAAUGACAAAAAAAAUGCUAUUGUCUUUUAGUAGUUAAAGUUUACAUAUUCACAUAGUAUACGAAAAGUUCUUUUCAAUCGCAACAAUUUCAUUUUAAAUUGAUGGGAAUUUGAUAUUCAAAUGUGCAUGUUAAGAUUACCUUGGGAACAGUGAUCUCGUGGAACUCAGGAAGCUGUUGAAUUCAACCUCUUAGCUGAAUUUGACAUUCUUAGGCAUUCCUGGGUUGGUUGGGGAGCCUCUGCUUCAGGCCAUCUUGUUGAUGGUGUUGCUCCUGUUGGGAUUAGAAAAUUCUUCUAUUCAAUAUCAAGAACAGAAUUACAAUAGGAGGAGCAAACUCUCACACUCAACUAUUACAAAAAACCAAUUCUCACCAAUACACUUCUACUCUAAGUGUAUUUCACUCUUCACACACUUU